Molecule: messenger RNA, 1824 nt
Organism: Funneliformis geosporum
Lineage: Eukaryota; Fungi; Glomeromycota; Glomeromycetes; Glomerales; Glomeraceae
Source: the annotation of a GenBank genome assembly
AUGCAUUUAGAGAUCAAAACAUACUUUGAGGACACGCCAAUUCUAGAGUGGUCCUACCCUGGUUUCUUGAGAGCUUUGAAGCCUUUCUGUGUCGCUGAUUGCUACGGUUCGCUAAAAGAUCAAAAUUCGAUCUGGAGAAAACGAUUCAACACCUUUUUAAGAAAAUUCCUUGAUAGUAAUGAGGGGAAAGAAGAGGAACUUGAAUAUGUAGCCUUACUACUGGAGGAGGACGGAAAUUUACUUUUCAGUUUAUCUCGUGCAUUGGCGGACUCACAGGGUGCUCCUGGGGGUGCUGUCGGGAAGGUUCAAGUGGAAGCUUUUUGGAAAGACGUCCAGUUAGAAAGGGAAAUGACAAACCAGGCGGAAAGGGAAAGAAUGAUUACCAGGCAUAAGUCAAAUGUCGACGCAUUAAAGGUUAUUAACGCUGCUCGUAACAAAGAAACGCACGCGCUUGUUGAUGAUUAUAGCUUACAAAUAUCAAAAAAGCCGCGCCUCACCAGCCGUUCAUCCAAGCAAGUGAUAAACCAUUCAAUUUGGUCUGAUACAAUUGACGACGCCGAGAGCAAUUCUGAAGAAAAGUUCGAGAAGUCUUUCGCAAAGAAGGAUAAUGAUGAAAAGGUUCAGGUCAAUAUGCUAGCUCAAAACAAGGAUGUGUCAUUAAAAACCAACACUACAUUAGCAGAAAAAGAAUGCAUUGAAGAGGAAGUUGAUGAGGAGAAUGAAGAGCAAGAUGUUAACAUGAACUAUGACAAUCCAGAAUAUAGUAAUGAUGACGUUGAUGUAGAAAAUGUAGAAGAGCAGACAGCAUUUGUUCUCAAUAUUUUCCAAGAGUUCAUAGCUGUGUCUUCUAUGGAUAAGAAACUAGCAGACAUCUUCAAAUCUCUUAAUACUAGACAGUCAAUUAUGGAUCUACGUCCAGCAUCAACUUUCUCAUUAGCCAUUGACACAACACUACAUGAAGAAAUUCUUCAUCAAGUGUUUGAUCCUAUUGACUUACUUAUAACAGAUGAUCUGCAUUCCUUUUUGACUGAUUUUUUUAAUGCUGAUCACGGUCCAGAGGGGUGGGAUACUGCAGUGGAAGGACUACUGAUUUACAACACAGAGUCUGAAAUUGUGAGGAAAGCAAAGAAACUGCUGAAACGAACCUUGGUUCAGUUCUUUAAGGCAUUCUCAUUAAAUGCAAUUAAUCCUCUGCGCGAUCUCACAAUUCUAGAGAAGCCCCACUUAAAUCAAUUCGUCCAUCCAGUUAUCGAUGCAGCGCUCUGGAUAUUCGGCAAAGUAAAUUAUAUCUAUGGAGAGAUUCCUGUAAAAAAGUUAAAAUCCCGGAUCCGUGUGGAUGGAAUUGGGUAUAUUAAUGAUGUGACCAAUUAUGCUCUUGUUUGUGGUGAAGGUGCAAAACCUGGGGCUACCACGAAGAAGCGCACUGAAGACAUUAACAAGAAUGCUGCUAGCAUGGCUCGUUUGUACAAUGAUAUCAUCAUUGCAGAGGCCGAUGCUCGUCACCAACUGCUACCUGAUUUACGAACUUAUGGGAUGACAUCCCACAGGACUGAAGUAUCAUUGACAAUGCUCGAUUUCCGUGAUGUACACAGAAUAUUCGAAGUCGACCGCUAUUCUUUGCCACAAGAUUGGGUUGAUAUGCCCAAAUUCGCGCACAUGUACGAGGCGGUCAUUAAAUGGGCGUUGUGUAUAUGCUCAACCAAGGAAGCCUUGAUUGCGAAUCGGAAAAAGAGGCGCAUGACACGCUACAGUGAAGUUCGACUUUCAAAAAGACUGACAUGUCUCAAAAAUUCGGAAGCGGUACUUGAGACUACUGAUGUAUGA